AUGGACGUUCCAGCGGCACCGCGACCACACUCCAACAAUCAGCGCCCAACACAGGCAUACUAUGUGCCUAGAAAGCUGCUCGAGUGUGGUCGCGGCCCGCAAUCAAAACCGACGAAUACUGAAAAAAAUGAAAAGCAAAUACAAAUUUCUGCCCAACAGAAGCAGAAGCCCCGCCCACUUAUGGAAAAAACCAUCACGACUUCUUCUUUCAAGGAGAAGUCUAACCGUCAAAAAUCAAACGCCCCCGUAUCGAAGAAAACGUCUUCUUCGCCUUCAACCACGUCUCCACGAAAAUCUCCACCAGCAAUGACUCCAUAUCAGCCACCAUUACAGUAUCCCUCAUCGCCACGAGACCUUCAUCUAGUUUCGUCGACGCCUUCAUCUCGUUCUUCAUCUUCCAUGAGCUCUUCUGGAAUUGCUCCACAGGUGUCUCCAACGCUUACACUGUCUUCGCCACGUGUUCUUCAUGUAAAAGGAGGUCCUCAGAAGUAUUCCUUGCCACGUCCCAAUGCAUUUGCUCCAAUGAUUGCACAAUCAGAUGAGAAGGAAUGUAUUUGUGACAGAAAGAAAACGCAUGUUGUUUGCAAAAGAUGCGGUUAUGAAUGCGUCGGACGUGUUCAAGUAACUUGCGGACAACAUCCAUUGAUUCUGGCAUUGAAUGAUCUUCGUGAAUGUCCAAACUCAGUUUGCCACAGUGUUCAACUUCUCGAAUGUGACGAAUUCGGAGACGAAGACGUUCAUGACGACAAUGUGGAGCAAUUACUAGCAGAGCCAAUUGAGAAGAUUGAUUUACAAGCCUAA
Caenorhabditis briggsae is the source of this 801-nucleotide messenger RNA. NCBI's taxonomy places the organism in Eukaryota, Metazoa, Nematoda, Chromadorea, Rhabditida, Rhabditidae. The transcript has 5 exons. The coding region runs from base 1 to 801 and encodes 266 amino acids. The record is from RefSeq and is a predicted model, not a curated record.